AUGAAGACACUCACGGUGAUCCAAUCCAUUCGUGGCCUCCUCAUCGGAGAUCAUCGCCGGAGCCGCCACGCCGUUCCCAAGAUCAAGUCCGUUCCCGCCCUCGCUGCCGUCCUCUGCUUCGCUGGUGCCACGUUGUCGGUUCUUUUUCUCGGCCGCCCCUUCCAAUGGUGGUCGCCCUCGCCCACGCCCAUCUCCUCCUCCCUCAGCGCCGGCGGCGCCGGCGCCGCCUGCGACCCCACGCUAGGCCGGUGGGUGCGCGACCCCACCGCGCGGCCGCACUACACCAACGCGACGUGCGCGUUCAUCGAGGGCUACCAGAACUGCUUGAAGCACGGCAAGCCAAGCGUGGAGUUCCUGCGGUGGCGGUGGCAGCCAGAGCCAGACGGUGGCUGCGGCGAGCUGGAGCGCUUCGACGCGGCUCGGUUCUUCAGGCUCGUCCGGGGCAGGUCGAUCCUCUUCGUCGGGGACUCCCUGGCCAGCAGCCACGUCCGGUCGCUCGUGUGCACCUUGUCGCAGGUGGAGUCCCCGUCGAGGUCGUCGCGCUCGGCGGAGGGAUUCGAGUACUGGCGGUUCCCGGCGCACGCGUUCACGGUCGCCUUCUUCUGGACGCCGUUCCAGGUGCGGUGGCGCCUGACGCGGGGGCCGCCCGAGGCGGUCGGGCCCGACCGGCAGGGCGAGGUGUUCGCUGGCCCCAGCGACCUCCACCUCGACGAGCCCGACGGGCGGUGGACGGCGGCCGCCAAGGACCACGACUACGUGGUCGUGUCCGCGUCGCACUGGUUCGCGCGUCCUGCCGUGUACUACAGCGGCGGCCAGGUCGUCGGGUGCCACCGCUGCGACAUGGCUAACGUCACCGCGCUCACGCCGCAGUACGCGCAGCGGGCCGCGUUCCGCACCGUGCUCUGGGCGCUAGCCGGCGGGAUGGAGGGGUUCAAGGGGACCGCCGUCCUGCGGACGGUGGCGCCGACGCACUACGAGAACGGCGGGUGGUUCGACGGCGGGGAGUGCACCGCCACGCGGCCGGCCGACCCCGAGGACCCGCCGCUGGAGAUGGCGGAGCCGGAGCGCGACUUCUACGCGGCGCAGGUGGAGGAGUUCGCGGCGGCGGCGGAGGACGCGAGGAGGAACGGCGUGCGGCUGAGGGUGAUGGACGUGACCAAGAUGAUGCUGCGCCGCCCGGACGGGCACCCUGACAGGUACGGCCACGGCCCCGGCGACCACGAAGGCUUCGACAUCGACUGCCUGCACUGGUGCCUGCCGGGACCGAUCGACGUGUGGAACGAGCUGCUGCUUCAGAUCCUGGCCGGCCGUUAUUAG
This is a messenger RNA of Miscanthus lutarioriparius, 1317 nucleotides long. The record is from the annotation of a GenBank genome assembly. Lineage: Eukaryota; Viridiplantae; Streptophyta; Magnoliopsida; Poales; Poaceae.